Molecule: messenger RNA, 3029 nt
Organism: Brienomyrus brachyistius
Lineage: Eukaryota; Metazoa; Chordata; Actinopteri; Osteoglossiformes; Mormyridae
Gene: pcdh8.1
Product: protocadherin 8
Exons: 4
Coding region: 103-3012 (969 amino acids)
Biological process (GO): homophilic cell-cell adhesion
Cellular component (GO): plasma membrane
Molecular function (GO): calcium ion binding
Source: RefSeq, a predicted model, not a curated record
CGACGGUGUUUAUAAAAUAGAGCUUGUGGACGCCUAAACGGUGACUUUAGUCCACAUUGUUUUCGCUUUACUCCUUAGGAUUAUCGUUCUUAGAUAACAGACAUGAUUUUAUGGAAAAUGUGUACACAGAUUGUUUGUGUGCUGGUUUUUAUUUGGCUGCGUACUACUCAUUGUACAACUACGAAAUACUACAGUUACGAAGAGGACGCUCCCGGCACCGAAAUUGGAAACCUAUCAAAGGAUUUGAAGAUCGAACUGGGACAGAACUCGCAGACAAGUUUCCGCUUCAUGCAGAAGACAAAUUUUUCCCAUGUCCACCUGAGACAGAUCGACGGACUUCUUACGGUCGGGGAAAAUAUUGACCGGGAAGAGCUUUGCCCCAAGUCGCUGGAGUGCUUGGUCGCCUUUGAUAUUGUCACCUUUUCCAAGGAGAGGUUCCAGUUGAUUCACGUAGAGAUCGAAGUGAUGGAUAUAAACGACAAUUCGCCACGUUUUCCGUCGAACGAAUCUUAUCUGGAGAUUUCAGAAAAUGUGGCCGUGGGUACGAGGUUCCCGCUGGACGUCGCGGUCGACCAGGACGUCGGCAUUAACUACAUUCAAAGCUACCAGAUCUCCUUCAGCAGCCACUUCGGCGUUGAAGUGCGAGAAGAGGAGGACGGACUAAAGUAUGCCGAACUCAUUUUGUUGAAAGAACUGGACAGGGAAGCGGACGAUUUCUAUACAAUUGAACUGACAGCUGUGGAUGGUGGGAAACCACCCAGGACAGGAUCAAUGACUGUUAUUGUAAAAGUGCUGGACUUCAAUGACAACAGUCCGACCUUCGAGCACAGUUCUCUCAAAGUGGAGCUUAAUGAGGACGAGCCCCUGGGCUUCCUUCUGCUUAAGGUGCACGCUUCUGACCCCGAUGCCGGGAUUAAUGGCCAAGUAGUGUACGGUUUUGCCGAAGAGACGUCAGAUGAGAUACGCCGUGUAUUUCAGAUCGACUCCUUUUCAGGUUCCCUGACUUUAAACGCCGCCGUCGAUUACGAAAACAGGAAGUUAUACGAGCUAAAUAUCCAGGCUUAUGAUUUAGGGUUGAACUCGGUGCCUUCAACUUGCAGAGUCACAGUAGAGAUAAUCGAUGUCAAUGACAACGUUCCAGAGAUCAGCAUCAAACCCAUGACUUCUAUGAGCGAAGGAGUGGCCUAUAUCACAGAAGCAGCUGCAGAGGAAAGUUUCGUGGCUCUGAUCAGCGCCUCAGACAGAGAUGCAGGUCCCAACGGCUAUGUGCGCAUCAGCCUGCAUGGGCACGAUCACUUCAAACUCCAGCAGGCCUAUGGUGACACCUUCAUGAUCGUAACCACCACGGCUCUGGACAGGGAGAGACUUCCUGAGUACAACCUGACGGUGGUUGCAGAGGACUUUGGUUCUCCUCCUUUCAAAACACUGAAGCAAUACACCAUCAGAGUGAGCGACGAAAACGACAACCCUCCUUUAUUCAGCAAGCCGGUCUAUGAACUUGCAGUCAUGGAAAAUAACGUUCCUGGCUCAUACAUUGCCACGGUUGUGGCCCGUGAUCCAGAUCUGGGCGACAACAGCAAAGUUACUUACAAACUUCUAGACGGGGAAGUGACCGGGGGGGCACCGCUCUCCGCGUGUGUUACGGUGGACCCGCUUUCGGGCUCCCUCUAUAGUGCACGGUCUUUUGAUUACGAAGCUGUAAAACAGAUUGAAGUCAAAAUCGAGGCAAGUGACAGUGGGUUUCCCCAGCUCUCCAGCACUGCCUUGAUUGAAAUCAAAAUCGUAGAUCAAAACGACAACUCCCCGUAUAUCACCUACCCCGUUCUGCAGAACGAUUCUGCGGACGUCCCCAUACCGGUCAAUGCGCCAUCGGGAUACGUCGCGCUUCGGGUUAAGGCCAGAGAUGCAGACGAAGGGUUCAAUGGCAAGCUCUCCUUCCGACUUAUAGAAGACGAUCAGAUCCUGUUCACGAUGCACAGAGAUACCGGAGAAAUUGCAUUGAAACAUGGCUUGUCGUUUCUUUGCGGGGACGUGUUGCAGAUCAAGAUCGCAGUCAGCGACAACGGGAGGCCCCCCAGGUCCUGCAAAGCCACGAUCCGCUUCGUGGUCGCCGAAAUGCAGCUCGCUGACGAGCGAAGUGUGCUUGUCAUGGAGUCUACCCAAGACGCAUGGUAUAACAUGGAGGCCUCGCAGGUUGUGAUUAUUAUGCUUGGCGGAGGUUGCGUCUUGCUGAUCAUAGCAAUCGCGACAGUCGCCCUUUCGUGCAAACGCAACCCAAGAGACAGGGAGUGUGAUGGCAAGAGAAUUGCCCAAGGACACUUUGAAAAGCAGCUGCUUCCGACACACAGCGAUGAGGAUCCUGACAUUUAUCAAGGUCCUAAAGCGCUAGUCAGUGGCCAAAAUGCUUCUCUACAGCGUGACUCCUUCCACUUUUAUCGGGAGACCGGGAAUGAUCCUUCUAAUAAGGGUUUCCCUGCGAUCAGCACGAAGCGUUUUGAACCAGCGUCUUUGUGGCAGGGGGAUAAAGACAGCCUGCAGAUUAGUGGCACCGAGCAAAUGAGUGUAAAGGACAGCGGCAAAGGUGACAGCGACUUCAAUGACAGCGACUCUGACAUCAGCGGCUUUGGAUGCAAGAGAACUAGCAGCAUGAUGGGAACCCGGGAAACUGGUUCCUUUCACUCUGCCAGCACCCUUAGUUCGGAUCAGCAGAACAGAUACAAUGCUGUGCCGACCCAUUUAACGGUGGCCUGCAGAACCACGUACGCAGUAGCGUUCUCCCAGAUGCCCGUCCGUGCCAGUCCCCACGCCAGCGCUGCUCUCUGCAGAGGCUCGGGCUACGGUCCGGGCAUCUCCCAGCCCAGGGUGCCGCUGCAGACUUUCUCCAGGUCUGCCACAAUGCCGCCAGGCUUCAACCAGCAUGGGCACCAGGCAGAGACCCAGCCUGGUGAACAGCAGCGGCAGAACCGGGCCCCACCCUCUCCAGUGCGGUCAGAAGUGGCCACUUCACUGUGACAGUGGGGAGCUCGCUU